AUGAAAGGGGUCCCCCCCUUGUCUAAGGAACUGAAUUCCAGGAUACCUUAUGACAGAGGCUCGCGGGCGAAGUCAGCUCAAAGGAGAAUAUGCUUUGCUGGGCAUUCCGCAUCUUCGGGAAUCAUCAUUCGUAUGACCACCAAAAGAAAGGAAUGUAAAGCAAAGAACCGUCCUGGGUUUGUGCCGCAUACUUCUUCAUUCAAGGAGGUCUUGGAAGAAAGACUGACGGACGAUCAUGGUCUAGGAUGGCAAGGCGCAAACUCACUUCAAGAACUGGAAGCACAGGGGGACCCACCCUCAGCUUUCUUCCUAGAUAAAGGCGGAGCUUUCUUUCGAACCAAGGUAGAUGUUAUCCCUAAUCUGAAGCCAAAGCUGAACCCAAAACAUAAGCAAGAGGUCCUGAGACUUAAACCUAUGAGACCGCGUUCGCGCUCUUUUUCGUUAAGAGACAGAGGCGACUGGUGCAAGGAGAAAGAAGGAAAUACAGAUUCAAGAAAGGCCUCUUUGGGCAGUUCCGAGCGUCUCAAUCAAAGACCAGUUGCUCCUGCUGAUACCACUCGCUCACUUGCCAUCAUUUCUUCUCUGACGAGAAUUCAACGUCAACUUUUAUCUUAA
Molecule: messenger RNA, 615 nt
Organism: Striga asiatica
Lineage: Eukaryota; Viridiplantae; Streptophyta; Magnoliopsida; Lamiales; Orobanchaceae
Source: the annotation of a GenBank genome assembly